AUGCUGGAGAUUCAGGCAGCUCGGCGGUUGAGUUCUCACACGAGAAAGCUUCAGACCGAGCUGCUGGCCGUCUUCACAGUGAUCAUGCCCAGCCUUGAGGACGCCAUCGUGAAGCAGGUGGAGAUCGAGACCCUUUCCUUGGAGGCCACCAAUGAGGCCAUCGCGAGUGCCGUCGCGAGCACGGGCUUCUCGGGUGCCUUGGAGGUUACCGGCAAGACGACCAUGCGAGUUGCGGGUCCGACCACGACCACCACGACGACCACAACGACACAGGCCGGCAACACCACCACUACCGAGGGCGGUGAUGACGGCGAUGCGGGUGACGACGGGGACGAUGGUGACGAUGGCGACGAGCAGCCGCCCAGCUCGGCAAUCGCGGGCAGCGCCUCCGCUGCGGUGCUGGGACUGGCUGUCGCUCUCUUGGCUUGA
Symbiodinium necroappetens is the source of this 429-nucleotide messenger RNA. Lineage: Eukaryota; Dinophyceae; Suessiales; Symbiodiniaceae. The record is from the annotation of a GenBank genome assembly.